CUUCAAUGGCAAAGGAUUAAGAAUGGUAAACGGAUCGAGCGGAUUCCAGUUGAUCAUCGUCACGCUCUGCUUGAAAAUGCUCGAGUUCUUCGAAUCACUGAGGUGAAUAAGGAGGAGGAUGAGGCGGACUACCGAUGCACUGCAAUGCUUGGCGAUAUGACCGACAAUAUCACCAUUACACUCAAGGUUUCACGUGCUCCACGAAUUCAAGACUUGCCUGGCGUUCAACGUGUUCAAGGCGGACGCCAGAGUCUGACCUUCAGCUGUGCCACACAAAACCAUGCUGAUAAGCCCUGGUAUGCAUGGUGGCGCUUUCAGCCUGAGGGCUUCGACAAAGCCAUCGAUCUUCCACCCGAUGCUCCGUUGAAUCCUGGCGCCUUUCAAGUCUCGUACGCAGCAGAUUUGCAUCAAACAGAGCAUAGACCGCUUUCUGAGGGUCUACGACGUCAACUGCCCAAGUUUGUGCACUCAAGACCGAAUUCUGUGGUGCAUGUGAGAAUUGAACAAUUGAAUAAGCGACAACAUCAGGGCACGCUGACAUGCAAGAUUGUGAAUGAAGUGGGCUAUGAUGAACGACCUAUUCGAGUGACUUUUAUACGUACGGGAGACUUUAAGGAGUUGGACAGCUUGGCAGAAAGAACCGAGGGUCGGAUUUAUCAGGAGCCGAAUGGGACGUUGGUAAUUUCACAGGUUGAGGAAUCGGAUCCAAGGAAAUUUUUGUGCUUCCUUACACCGAAAGAAUCAACUACUGCCACUCCGAUCAGUGUAGCUGUCAAUCUGGAAAUUCACGGUAUGCUACUUACUUUACUACAAGAGUAG
Hydatigera taeniaeformis is the source of this 819-nucleotide messenger RNA. Lineage: Eukaryota; Metazoa; Platyhelminthes; Cestoda; Cyclophyllidea; Taeniidae. The record is from the annotation of a GenBank genome assembly.